Pseudogymnoascus verrucosus is the source of this 1238-nucleotide messenger RNA. RefSeq lists its product as uncharacterized. The record is from RefSeq and is a predicted model, not a curated record. Gene Ontology annotation, molecular function: zinc ion binding; oxidoreductase activity. NCBI's taxonomy places the organism in Eukaryota, Fungi, Ascomycota, Leotiomycetes, Thelebolales, Thelebolaceae. The transcript is spliced from 6 exons. Bases 163 to 1236 code for a protein of 357 amino acids.
CGUCACCAAAUCUAUCAAGCUGGUUCCGUUCCGCGGCGAGAGUUUUAUUUACUAUUCCCCAACUAUUCGCCAAAAUAACACUCAUUUAUGACACUUGGUUAAUUUCUCCUCUCCUCAGAAAUAUUCUUUUCAACUUGAGCGAGGCAGUAUCAUAUAGCAACAAUGUCGCCGAAGACUAUGAAAGCGGUGGUGUUUGAUGGGCCGCAUAAGGUUUCGUUGCAGGAGAGGCCGAUUCCCGAGGUCCAGGCGCCGACGGAUAUUGUGGUUGCGGUUUCGUAUACUGCGCUUUGCGGGUCGGAGCUCCAUGUGUUUCGCGGUCACCAGCCCAGCCCUACAGGCUUUAUCAUGGGCCAUGAGUUCACGGGUGUGGUCGCAGAGGUAGGCAGUGAAGUUAAAACCGUCAAGGUGGGCGACAAGGUCGUCGCACCAUUCACAGUAUCUUGCUCAGAAUGCUUCUACUGCAAAAACGGCUUCUCAUCCCGCUGCGAAAAGUCCCUCCUCUUCGGCUCCGCAGCCCUAGACGGCGCACAGGCAGAGUACGUCCGGGUUCCCUAUGCGGACGGCACGGUCGUCAAAGCUCCCGCAGAGAUCGACGACAAGGUUCUCGUCAUGAUGGCUGACAUCUUCCCAACUGGUUUCUUCGGCGCCUCCAACGCCUUCAAGAACCUCACUCCAGCGCAGAUUGCCGAAUCGACAGCUGUGGUUAUCGGAUGCGGACCCGUGGGUCUCUGUGCUAUUAUCGCGGCGGCUAGCUUUGGGCCGAAACAUAUAUUUGCUGUGGAUGGGGUUGAGAGCCGUCUUGAGCUCGCGAAGAGUCUGGGUGCUGAGCCGCUGAAUUUUAUGACUGAUAAGGAGGGGAUGCAUGAGAAGAUCAAGGCUGCGACGGGCGGGAGGGGCGCGGAUGUUGUGAUUGAGGUUGUUGGGUUGACGCCGGCGCUGAAGACGGGGUUUGAUCUCUUGAGGCCGUGGGGUACGAUUAGUAGCAUUGGGGUGCACAAUGCUGAGAUUCCGUGGGAUGGCAACCAGGCUUAUGGAAAGAACUUGACUGUUCAGAUGGGAAGAUGCCCUGUCCGAUCUAUAUUCCCGGAAGCUCUUAAGCUGCUCCAAGAGAAGCAGCACCUUCUUGGGUUCAUGUUCGACAAAAUUAUGCCCUUAUCGGAUGCCGUAGAGGGGUACGAAAUUUUCGAUAAGAUGCAGGCGCAGAAGGUUGUAUUCAAGGUGGGAUCCGCCGAGUAAGG